Molecule: messenger RNA, 3769 nt
Organism: Procambarus clarkii (red swamp crayfish)
Lineage: Eukaryota; Metazoa; Arthropoda; Malacostraca; Decapoda; Cambaridae
Product: organic cation transporter protein
Biological process (GO): transmembrane transport
Cellular component (GO): membrane
Molecular function (GO): transmembrane transporter activity
Source: RefSeq, a predicted model, not a curated record
GUUGCCCAAUAACCCGGACUGAUGUGUUAAUUUUCUCCAACUCAAGAGCAAGAUUUCCGUCCACUACUAUUGUGUUGUUAACAGCUAGCGGGAGAGUGUGGGUGUUUGGCAUUAAGGUCACCGAUUAGCAAGGAAGAUGCUUACACUGUUUUGUCUCUCAAGACUAGGAUAACCCAAGUGGUGUGUCUCUCAAGACCAGGAUAACCCAAGUGGUGUCCCACAAGACCAGGAUAACCCAAGUGGUAUCCCACAAGACCAGGAUAACCCAAGUGGUGUCCCACAAGACCAGGACAACCCAAGUGGUGUCCCACAAAACCAGGAUAACCCAAGUGGUAUCCCACAAGACCAGGAUAACCCAAGUGGUAUCCCACAAAACCAGGAUAACCCAAGUGGUAUCCCACAAGACCAGGAUAACCCAAGUGGACAUGGAUCAUACAUGUCCGCCCACUCCUUCUCUCAAGUUGCCUUCGUCAGCUGUAUGACUUCCUCCGGUCUGCGUGUGACUUCCUCCACCAGCGUGAGUCCCUCUGUCUGCGUGUGACUUCCUCCGUCAGCGUGAGUCCCUCCGUCAGCGUGAGUCCCUCCGUCAGCGUGAGUCCCUCCACCAGCGUGUGAGUCCAACAGCAAGAUGACGAGCAAGUUCGACGUCCUCCUGACCCGCCUGGGCACCGGGAGGUGGAACAUGAUGUACUUCCUCAGCGCCUGCUACUGGUACCUGAUACUGCCAGCGCAGACCUUCAACGGAGUGUUCCUGGCGCCAGCGCUCAACUUCACCUGCCGACCACCUCAAGGAGACGACCAGCUCCUCCUCCAGGUGGCCCAAGACUCCUGCAGCUACACGGUCAACAGGUCGUCCUCGGGGGCGCUGGAGGAGGAGCCAUGCACCGAGUGGGACUUCGAUACAUCCGUCUUCUCCAGCACCCUCACCUCUGAGUUCGGUCUGGUGUGUGGCAAGGACUACCUACGAGCUACCUACCAGAGCAUCUACAUGUUCUCUACCAUCUUCAGCUCCCUCAUCAGUGGCUACAUAGCUGAUAAGUACGGGCGGAAGGUGGUGGUAGUGGCGACUAUGGGACUCUACGCCGUGACCUGCGUCGCCAUCUGCUUCAUCACCGUGUUCGAACUCAUCCUCGCUCUCCGCUUCGUCAUGGGCUCUCUCUCGACCGCUACACUUUACAUGCUCUCGAUGGAGGUGUGCGAGGUGAAGCACAGGUCAGCGGUUGGGGUGCUGCUGGGCUUCCCUUGGGCACUGGGCAUGAUGGCCUGGGGUGCCCUAGCUUACUGCAUCAGAGACUGGAGGUACCUGCAGGCCGUCGCCUCCUUCCCCCUGUUACUUGUGGUGCCAGUCCUCUUCCUCCUGAAUGAGUCCCCGAGGUGGUUGAUCGUCCGAGGGCGCCACAAGCAGGCUUUACAAGCCUUACAGAGGGCUGCCAGACUCAACCACUCCAGCCUGCCACCGGAAGACGAACUACUCAUCAUGAUGACUGACAUACAGGCUGAGGCUGAGAUGGGCAAGACUAAGUCUCCUGGGAAGCUCAAGGGAGAGGCCGAGGGGAAGAGAUGGUUUUCCUUCACUACACCAGUUCUCCUCAGCACCCCCAAGAUCAGACUCAUCACUUUGGUUCAGAGCCUCAACAUCUUCACCUGCUCCCUGGUCUACUGCGGGCUCAGCCUCAGUGGCAGCACCUACAGCGCCGACCCCUUCCUCUACAUCAUCAUCGGAGGCCUGAUGGAGGUGCCCGGAUACACCGUCACUGCCCCCAUCAUCGCCCGCUGGGGCAGGAAGCUACCAAUAAUAAUCGGCUGGUUCAUUAGCGGUGCAUCCAUCCUCGCUCUUGCAUUCACGCCACCAGACAUCUCGUGGCUGGUGAUGCUGCUGGCCAUGAUCGGGAAGCUGGCUAUCAGCGCAGUCUUCAUGAUUGUAUUUGUGUACGAGGCGGAACUCCUGCCGACGGAGGUCCGCCUGCAGGGAGUGGCGGUGGUAUUCGUGGCAGGUCAGAUCGCGGCCACCUGCUCUCCUUACCUCGCCGACUUCCUUGGCCCGUUAGUGCCAUGGCUGCCCUCGGUAAUUUUUGGAGUGAUGUCUUUCCUGGCCGGAUUUUCCCUCUUCCCCCUGCCGGAGACGUUAGGCAUGGGACUGCCCGACACCAUUAGCGACCUGGAGGGGCUUUUCAACCAAAAGAAGUCUGGUAAGGCAGAGGACCAAGAGGAACUGAAGAAGCUGCAAGCAUAACAUGGCGAAGGUUAUCCUAUUUUGGGCAAGUCUUGCCCAACUGUUUUGGAAAAAAUCUUACCUGCUUUGAACUAAGUUUAAUGACAUCCUGACAAAGUUCAAGCUGUUCAUCUGGACGAAAUUUAACCUAAUGUUCUGGAUGAAGUUUAUUCACCUCUUGACGACACUUUUUUUUAAAUUACUGUAUACAAAUAUUUAUUUUCAAAAAGCAUUUAAUGUUACAGGAAUUUUAAAUAUUCGUGUAUAUGUCACGAAUAUGUGAUAUAUACACAUAUAUGUAUAUGAUAUAUGUGUGUGUAUAUCGUGUAUAUAUUUAGAGAGUAUGCCUUAUUCAGACCCGAUGCAAUACUACAUACACAAGCCUGAUAUUUAUAUCGUGCAUUAACGGGUAGGUAUAACAUUUUUGUAUAAAUGUUGUUUGCAAUAGUAAAAAUACAGCCUAAUAAUCUUUGAUAUUGUAUGCAAUAAUAUCAAUACAGCCUAGUAAUCUUUCAUAUUCUGUGCAAUAAUGAAAAAGAAGCCGAAUAUCUUAAAUAUUCUAUGCAAUUAAAGUCUAAUUAUCUUAAAUAUUUUAUGUAACUAAUAAUUGUAGCAUAAUUACCUUAAAUAUUUUAUUCAGUAAUAAUUAUAAAGCCUAGUUAUCUUGAAUAAUCCAUGCAAUAACAAUUACAGCCUAGUAAUCUGAAUUUAGAUUAGAUUACUUUAUUUAAAAUAUAGAGGUAUUUUACUUAUAUAAUUGUUACAUAAAACAGAGCACAAAAUUACAUUUGCGGCAUAUAAGACAAACAUAGCUUAAAAUUCCUAAACUUUUUUGUGACAGUAACAUUGAAAUAAUAUAUAAUUUUAAGAGAUUAAUAGUGUUUUGCAUUAUCAGGGAGUCAUGGUUCAGCCUAGAUCACACUUUGUACACACGACACUUAUUGUACACACGACACUUAUUGUACACACGACACUCACUGUACACACGACACACUGUACACACGACACUCAUUGUACACACUGUACUCUGUACACACGACACUCACUGUACACAGGACACUCACUGUACACACGACACUCUGUACACGUCUCGUGUAACUAAGAUCUAACCUCAACAGGAUUUAAGUGCCUUGUCAACAAGUCAUCUGUGUGAUAAUAAUUCUUGAAUCAUAGGUAUCCCCUGACCUAUAAGAACUCAAUUCCGUCCAAAUACCAAAUACUGUUUAAUAACAGUAUUUUCGACCAGAUAUCAAGAUGACUAAAUUUACAAAGCAUGACAUUUAUUCUGACUUUCAGAUCUAUGUUAAGCUUCUGAAAACUUGGCAGGCAACUCCUUAAUUAUCUGUUGUGGUUGAGUGCUCAAUAACUCGCUACAAGGUUAGAUACGGGUUAUCUAACAGGUCUCUAACCUUGCCCAUGGAGGACAAUAAAAUGCAUAUGUACUGGUUGGCAUUGUAUAAGUGAAUAGUCACAUAUGAUAGAAAAUAAACUAGAAAACAUAGGCCCUUUAGGAUAUUACAUGAUCGAGAUGCUUCUCUGAAAAUUUUACUGGAAUCA